This is a messenger RNA of Symbiodinium natans, 1434 nucleotides long. Lineage: Eukaryota; Dinophyceae; Suessiales; Symbiodiniaceae. The record is from the annotation of a GenBank genome assembly.
AUGGCCCUGCUGCGCGUCGGGGUGCUGUGGGUGGUCGCUGCCCUGGCUUCCGAAGACGCCUGUGAGGGAGAGGGCGAGUGCCUUUGGAAGCAGGUGGGCGAGUGGAAAAGCGACGACACCUUCGUCCAUGAGUUGAAUAACGAUGUGGACCAACUCUAUGAGACGAUUGAGGAGGAGCCGACCUUACAGGAUGACGAGAACUUUGCACCGCAGACUUGGGAAGUUUGCAGCGGCACCCGCACAAAGGGCUGCGUCAAGCCGGCCGAUCUUCCGCGGCUCCUGAAGAAGGCGGUGCAGCCCAUCAUCGUCCAAGGUCUCAUAGAUGGAUGGCCACAGAAUUUGUCUUGGAGCAAGCAGCGUGUGCUGGAGAACUAUGGGGGACUCACCGUGACCGUUAGCCUGGGGAGCCUCUACCCCACAGAGGGUGGCAAACCGGAACGGCAGGUGAGGGUUAGCCUCAAGGACCUGAUUCAGCGGUUUCUUCCUGACAGCAGGUUCGUGUCCUUCGACCGAUUGCCGCAAGAUGUCCACAGCCGAUUCCUGAGCAGCAAGCUGCUGAGCAGGAUGGCUACGGCUACGGAAAGUGUUCCCAUCCUCUCGGCCGGUGGUCCGCGCUCGGGGAUCCCUUGGCACACACACGGGAAGAGCUCCCUGUUGUGCUAUGUGGGCACGAAGCGCUGGUUCACCUUCCCGCCCGGUACCGCCAAUGUCAAGAAGCGGGGGCAUCCCUUCUUGGGAUCUCUGAAUUGGACCCGUGCGGUCCUGCCAAAUCUGCAGCCGGAAGAGAGACCCGUUACAUUUCUGCAGCGCCCGGGGGAGUUCGUGUAUCUUCCAGCCGCCUGGCCUCACCUGACACUGAAUUUGGACGACUCCCUGUGCGUCGGAUGGCAGGAGUUCUUGGAGAACGACGACCUGCCGCAACUGAUCCCGAGCUGCUCCGCCAGCGCUCCCCGGGAUCCUGACGCCUGUACACUGCUCGGUGUCUACUGCCGGGAUGUCACCUGCCCCUUCAGCCGCGAGGACAAGGAGUUCUUCGACGACGCACUCCGGGUCUUGCCACUGCACCUGGCGGCAGCGGGCCAUGCCGCCGAGUUCGACACUUCCAGGGCCGAAGCCACUGCAGCGGUUCUCAUGGAGCAGGAGCCGGAGCUUCUGCAGGAACCCUUGGUCGACAAUCUGACCAUCGCAUAUGGCUGGAUCUUCCUAGCGCAGACCCUCUACAACAAAGGAGGAGACCACGACACCGCCGAUGCUUUUCUAAGCCAUGUAGGCCCACUUGUCCUGGGCGACGACUUGGCCAUGGAGGCGCUGGCGCUUUACGACAAGACCAACGGCACCAAAUCGUUUGACUACUCGCACGACUUCAAUGAGAGCAACGACACCCUGGAGCGCCGCGAGAGACGGGGGAAGCAGAAGCGAGGCAAGGGUGCGUAA